UCCCUUAAUUUUCAAAUUUUGAAAGUUGACAGUUAUGCCCCGACAUAAAUCUUGGCUACGCCCACGGGCGCACACAACAAUCAGGAAGCCUUUCCGUUUCUAUGAAAACGAAACCUAAAAAGCAGCAGUUUCUGGGCAGCCUCCCUCCUCCGUUAAGAGCUCCUCUGGAAGAGGAAAGAGCUUCGUGGGAAGACAAGGAUGGCUCAGGGGACCUCAGCAUCCCUCUCCGAGAGCCAGGAGAUGGGUGAAUUACAGUUCCUCUUGUGUGAGAGUUGCCAGGGGGAAGUUCAGAGCCCCAAACUGCUGCCAUGCCUUCACAACCUGUGCACCCAGUGCCUCCAAGAAAACCAGCCCAGCGGUCACUGUGCCAUAUGCAGAUCCCCAUACUCUCUCCCUGAACUGAAGCCCAACAUGCUCUUUGCAAACCUUCAGUCCCAGCUGAGCAUCUUCCAGAAGAUCACAAGCCAAGAUCUGGCCUGCAGCUGUAGCUCUGAGAGAGAGGCGGUGUUCUGGUGUUCCGAAUGUGACUGGCACUUUUGCGACGGCGUGUGUUUCACAAACCACGAGAGAGUCAAGAAGAACAGCCUCCAUGAAGUCAAAGCACUGAAGAAUCUCCAGGGCAUGUCGAGCGCAAAGUUCCUUGCAGAGACCAGAAAGCAAAGUGUCAUGAACUGUCCCAAGAAAACCCACAAUAACGAUGCUGCAAGAGUCUAUUGCAAUGAGUGUAAGCGGCCCAUGUGCGUGGUUUGCGCUACGCUGGACAGCAAACACCAGAGCCAGCACUGCGAAAUACCAGACGAAAUCAAGCGCAUGCAAAACGAGCUGCAGAGCAUGCAAAGAGAGCUCAAGAAAAGCAACCACAGCGAAGCCUACCGCAGCCUCCAGGAGCUGGUGGCAAGCAUGGAGAAGACGAGGAACGAGACGAGGGAGCUGAUCCAGCAACAGAUUGGCAAGAUGGUGAAGGUGCUGCAAGAAAAGGAGGCCAAGUUCCUAGCAGAAGUGGAGGACCAGCACCAGCAACAAGUCAAGGAUGUAGAGAGAAGGCUCAAGGACGUGGAAGGCCUGGUCAAGAGGAUGGCAUCCAGCGAGCAGCUGGUGGAGAAGAUGCAGCUCUACGCCUCUGACCAGGUGGUCUUGGAGAUGCAACCCUACAUCAAAAGUUCACUGGAGAAGCUCAGAGAUAACCAGCCACCAGUUGUCAAUUUCCAGAUCCAAGCGAGGGACUUUGCAGAGGUCAAGACCCAGCUCCAGGCUCUGUAUGAAAGAGUGACAAAGGCCAGAGAAGCUGUCCCAGGUGGACCGGAAACUACACCCAACCAGGGAGGGUCUGAAAAACAGCCUCCCCGCCAUCGCCUUAAUGCGGUGGCCAGAAAGACAGAUGCCAGCGACCCAGAUAGCCCCAGCAGCAGCAACUCAAGCACCAGUAAUCUGGGCCACCUCCCAAAGUCGCCAGCAAAGAGGAACUAUGCCUACCUGGAAAGGGCUGUCCAGACCCCUACAAAAGUGGUGAAAAUGGAACAUGAUGACGAUGGUGCCAGAUCCAGGCAGCUGCCUAGCAACAGGAGGCUGGAACAAACUUGGACCAGUUCUCAAUCUCCAGGAUGCUCCCCUUCCAGAGGGAGCAGGGACAAGGCAGGAGAAGGCAUGGACAGCUCAAAGUGUCCCCCCAUGUCUGACCCAGAGCUGUCUGAGCCAGGUGAUGCUCCUGUGAGCAUUUCCUCGGGAGACGAAAUCACCGACGACGAAUCUGUGGAAUCUAGCUUGCUACAGGACAUCAGGAACAGAUCACAGAAUAGCCAGGAAGAAUGCCUGAGGCAGGAGUUUCAGUUGGGGCAAGGGACCAUGGUGUUCUUCGACCUGAAGCUUCUACCGGGAGAUAUCCUGCACCUGGUUGCCCUAGCAGAAGAAGCAUACUGCUGCUCUGUCAUGAUCCGGCCGCUGGUGCCUUCCUCUGGCGGAGAUGCAAGAAGCAAAUUCUCCGAGACUGGGCUGGAGGGGUUCCUCGACUACGUCUGCUCCCUCUCCCUGCCCAUUUUGGUGGGGUACGACAUCUGGUCUGUGGACCAUCUCCCAGCCCUGGUUGGCGCCCUGCAAGCUAUCAACAAGGAGGAAAGAUUUGAAGCCUCCAUCUUUGGUUUCAUCGAUGCCUUGCCCCUCAUUAAGGAGAAGGUCCCAGAGUUGCCCAGCUACACGCUGAAAAGCCUGGACUACACAUAUCGCUGGGGUGACCUGAACGACACGCGGGCCGACGACUGCGCCAAGGCUCUGAAGGAUUUGUGUACUGUCUUGGAGGUUAACCCUGUGAUGGAGAGAAGGACAGUCAUUGCCUACUCCAACAUACAGUCCUACGCCUCCCUGCGACCCCUCAUGUCGCAGAAGCUCCUCUCCGAGGCCUCUGCAAAGACCUUGGCGCUGCACAAUGUCUGCCUUUCCAUGCUCCAGCACAUCUAUCAAGAGGACCCAGAAAGGGGACUGAGCAAAUUGUGCAGGUUCCUGAAUCGCCACCGAAAGGUCACGGAGGAAAAAAUCCAAAAGCUGAGCAAGAUUCGCUUCUACUUCCAACAACUGCAGCCGGCAGCUUGGCAUCUGCUGCCGGAAGCAACCUCAUAGAAUCUUAGAACUGGAAGGGACCCAAGAGGCA
Messenger RNA from Podarcis muralis (Common wall lizard), 2641 nucleotides. RefSeq names its product protein PML-like. The record is from RefSeq and is a predicted model, not a curated record. Gene Ontology annotation, biological process: intrinsic apoptotic signaling pathway in response to DNA damage; suppression of viral release by host; innate immune response. Gene Ontology annotation, cellular component: nucleoplasm. Lineage: Eukaryota; Metazoa; Chordata; Lepidosauria; Squamata; Lacertidae. Gene Ontology annotation, molecular function: zinc ion binding.